AUGGUAAAACUAACAGCUGACGUUAUUGCUAAACAAACACCUGGCCAUAAUAAACGACGUGCUGAUGAAUCAGUUGAACAUUAUCUUUCACGUCUUACACAUUUACCAUUCCAAAAUCGAGGCAUUGAUUCUAUUGAUUCUAUUCCACCUUGUCGUCUAUUAACAGUAAUUUAUCUUUAUGAUAAUAUAUUAAAUAAAAUUGAAAAUUUGAAUUUUGCUGAAAAUUUAACACAUCUUUAUUUACAAAAUAAUCGUUUACAAAAAUUAGAAAAUUUAGAUUAUUGUCCAAAAUUACAAAAAUUAUAUCUUGGUGGUAAUCAAAUUCAAGUUCUUGAAGGUCUUGAUAAAUGUAUGCAAUUAAAAGAAAUUUAUAUUGAAAAUCAACGUUUACCUGAAGGUGAAAAACUUGUUUUUGAACCACGAACUUUACAAUGUUUAUCACACGUUCUUGAAGUUUUAAAUGUUAGUGGCAAUAAUUUAGAUUCAUUAGUUGAAUUAAGUUGUUUACAAAAAUUAGAAGAAUUAACAGCAAGCAAUAAUAAUUUAGAAAAUCUUCGUGAACUUAUUCAACUUUUAAGUAUAUGGUCACAUUUAAAACGACUUGAUACAAGUCGAAAUCCAAUGUGUACAAAAGCACGUUAUCGUGAACGAUUAAUUGUUGUAUCAACAACAUUAGAAAUGCUUGAUGGAAAACAAAUAACAGAUAAUUCUCGACAAUUUUUAAUGAGUUGGAAAGCUUCACGUGAAGCACAAACAACAAGAGAAAAAUCAAGACCAGAUUUUGAUGAUGGAUCAGGAGAUUAUUUAAAUCAUGGUUUUUCUGUCUUUCUCCCAACUAUUCGUUCAAACGUCGCGCGAGCGCGAUCAAUGGCAAUACAUCAAAUGCCAGCCAUUCCUCGUCAAUCUUCAUUCAGAUUUGAUUAUCGUCGUAAUAUAAUCAAAGCUGAUCUUGGUUUAGUUAAAAAAGGUCAAUUUCCAAUGGCACUUGUAGAAAAUGCUCAUCGAAAAAUGACAUCAAGAUCAAAUAAAUUUUCAGGUUUUUUUGCAUCAAAUAGUUUUAAUAAUUCUAAUACAAACGAUUCUAAUAAUAAUCCAAUUAUAACAUUUCAAGAUCCAUCAACACAAACAUUUUUUAAAUGA
Messenger RNA from Rotaria sordida, 1140 nucleotides. The record is from the annotation of a GenBank genome assembly. NCBI's taxonomy places the organism in Eukaryota, Metazoa, Rotifera, Eurotatoria, Philodinida, Philodinidae.